This is a messenger RNA of Didymosphaeria variabile, 1224 nucleotides long. RefSeq lists its product as uncharacterized. NCBI's taxonomy places the organism in Eukaryota, Fungi, Ascomycota, Dothideomycetes, Pleosporales, Didymosphaeriaceae. Bases 1 to 1224 code for a protein of 407 amino acids. The record is from RefSeq and is a predicted model, not a curated record. The transcript is spliced from 2 exons.
AUGGGCUCCCUCCCCGAUUUGCCUCAUGGCUCCUCCCCGGAUCUCGCACUCGUCCAUCCGACCCAGGAAGAGAAGCUCAUCCAAUUCAACCUUAAUGGUGCAGAAUGGCGAGGUGCCCUUUCCCAAGAAGCCUACCUUCGCCGAGAAGAUAUUCUAUCCCAGCAAGAUCAGACAAAAGAUGGAGGAAUAUCCUAUUGGGUUUUGGUCGAUGAAUCUGCAAAGAAUAAUCCCCUGGACCCUGCGUCAUCGGCACGGCUGCCACUCGCAAGUUGUGAAACUUAUCGCAAGAAAGCGCUUGUUUGGCAGGAUGGUGAAGUAAAAGAGACGAUAUGCCAUGGCAUCGGGAGCGUAUUUUGCGCGCCGCAUUUGCGAGGAAGGAAGUACGCUCAGCGGAUGAUGCAGGAGCUCGGCGAGGCAUUAAGGACGUACCAAAUAGAUGAGAACACAGACUGCAUGUUCUCGGUGCUAUUCUCCGAUAUUGGGAAGAAAUUCUACUCCGGCUUUGGCUGGGAAGUCUUCCGGUCGUCACACGUCUCUCUACCGGGCAGCACGUCGAAAGUGAAAGAUUCCGGAAGCCUGCCCACGGCGCGGCCGCUCCACGAAGAAGACCUGGCGGAGCUGUGCAAAAUCGACGAAGAGCUUAUUCGCAAAAGCCUGCAGAGCCGACCCAAAGGCAGCCACACCGCUGUAGCGCUUGUACCCAAUGUUGCAAACAUCAAGUGGCACCAUGCUCGCGAGGAAUUCGUUGGGGGCGAGCUGCACGGAAAGGCGCCGAGGGUGAAGGGUGCCAUCGUAGGUACCGAGAAAGGCAAGCGUGUGUGGUGCUACUGGACGCGCAUGUGGUACAACCCAGAUGCUACACAGGCGAAGGGCAACACGCUGCACAUUUUGAGGAUAGUAGUAGAAGAUCAGGGUCAUUCAAGCUGGGAAGGCAGCGGGACAAGCCACGCCGACAAUGCCUCGAGCGACCACUCCCAUGACGCAGCGAUCGCGGCGCUUUUCUACGCUGCCCAGCAGCAGGCAGAGGAGUGGAAGAUGGAGCAUGUUGAGGCGUGGAAUCCGUCUUCUGCGACCUUGGCCGCAGCUCAGAUGCUCGAUCCUAGCGCGAAGCUGAUCAACAGGGACAUGGAAAGUAUAGCAAGCUUGAAGUGGUAUCCCCAGCAUGACGGCCCUGUGGCCGAGUCCAUCGACUGGAUAGGCAACGAGAAGUACGGAUGGUGUUGA